This is a messenger RNA of Dictyostelium discoideum AX4, 1569 nucleotides long. RefSeq lists its product as hypothetical. NCBI's taxonomy places the organism in Eukaryota, Evosea, Eumycetozoa, Dictyosteliales, Dictyosteliaceae. The transcript has 2 exons. Bases 1 to 1569 code for a protein of 522 amino acids. The record is from RefSeq and is a predicted model, not a curated record.
AUGUCAAAAAGAACUCAAAGAGUCAAAGUAGUGGGUUCUUCUAAAACCAUUAUUAAAGCAUUUGGAAAUGAUUUUAUAAUUUUAAAUAAAGAAACAGUUCAAAAGCUUUAUAUUUAUAUUUAUUCACAAUUAAACAACAAAAAUAAUAAGAAGAAUGUCAAUUCCGUAUAUGAAGAAUGGAUAAAAAAUUUUAAUAUUUCUUAUGGUUUUAGUAACAAGUAUAGAGUAGCCUAUUUAUCUGGUCGUAUUGCUCCACCUAGAUCAUUCGCAAAAGAUCCAUCAAGAAUUUUAGUUAAUGACGAAGAUUUCAAAACAGUUAUAGAUUCAAUGUAUAAAAGUAUUGGCAAUAAAUCAACAAAACCAGCAAAACUUCAAAAGGUAUUUGCCAGUUCACCAUAUGGUUGGUUUACCUGUAAAAAAAGUUGUAGAGAGUAUUUUGAAUCAAUAUCAGAUAACAAACGUUAUGAUUCAGAUGGUUCUGAUGAUUCAGAUGAUUCAGAUGACUCGGAUGGUGAACAUGAAGAAGAUGACCAACAAAAAAAAAAUAUUAUUACUAAUGAAUUUUAUUACGAUAGUGAUGCGGAUUUUUUUAAAAGUGAUAGCGAAGAUAGUAGUAAUGAAAGUAUUUUCAAUAAUGGUAUAAAAAAUCCAAGUUUUAAAAGGGCACCCAGCAAAUCGCCAAAAAUUAGUGAAACCACACAAACUAAAAAAAGAAAUAAUAGUUACGAUGAAGAUUUCACUGCUCAACCACAUCUCACAGCAACAACAACAACAACAACAACAACAACAGCAACAACUAAUGAUGAGAAGGAUAUUCCGUCUUUUGGUAUUGAAAAUCCAAAGAGAAAAAUAAAAAAAACAACUUUAAUGUCUGAAACAAUACCAAAUACAGCAAGUAAAAAUCCAAACUCACCACCAACUCCACAACCAACUCCACAACCAACUCCACAACCAACUCCACAACCAACUCCACAACCAACUCCACAACCAACUUCUACCACUAAUAUUGCUGCUACCAGUGCUCCUUUUUCUAAUACUAAUGCUGCUUUUUCUAAUACAAAUGCCGCCUCUUCUAAUACUUAUACCACAAGUACUACUAAUAAUAUUGCUACUACCAGUACUGCUUUUUCUAAUACCAAUGCUGCUUUUUCUAAUACCAAUGCCAAUUUUUCUAAUAACACUGCUACUUCUUCUAAUACCAAUGCUGCUUUUUCUAAUAUCAAUGCUGCUUCUUCUAAUAUCAAUGCUGCUUUUUCUAAUAUCAAUUCCGAUUUUUCUAAUAACACCACUACUACUACAAAAAAUACAGAUUUACAUCCAUCAUUUGUUAAUAGAGAAAUAGUAAAUCCAUCUAUAAACACAGGUUCAUUAUCAUCAUCAUCAUCAUCAUCAUCAGCAGCAGCAGCAGCAGUAGGAGAAGAAGCGUUAAAUAUAGCAUCUUUAAAAAAAGAUUUAAAAGCACUUGAAAAUAAAGUGUCAUUGAUGUAUGAAACAUUGACAUUUUUUAUUAAUAAUACCACGGCUGUUAGUGGAGAAGCUAAUAAAAAAUUGGAUAAAAUCAAAUUUUAA